Messenger RNA from Calliphora vicina (urban bluebottle blowfly), 2356 nucleotides. RefSeq names its product Tetraspanin 96F (gene Tsp96F). Gene Ontology annotation, cellular component: plasma membrane. Lineage: Eukaryota; Metazoa; Arthropoda; Insecta; Diptera; Calliphoridae. The coding region runs from base 568 to 1374 and encodes 268 amino acids. The transcript has 6 exons. The record is from RefSeq and is a predicted model, not a curated record.
AAAAAAAAAAAAUUAUAGCACAAAAAAUAGAAAGACAUUUUUUUUAAUAAAACCAACAAAAUUGCCAACAACGAAAAGACGCGUUUUAAAAUCGAGGAAGAUGAUAAAAGUGUGAAGAAAUAACAAAGUUUUAAAAAAUAAAGUAGAGAAAGCAAAGAAAAUUACUAAAUAUUUUUCACAAAAUAAAAAGAAAAAUAUUCCAUUUCCUGUUAUUAAAAAUAAAAAAAAAAAUUUAAAGGAAUCUAGAGUGGUACUCAACUAAAUAGAGUUGUACAGCAGUGAUUAAAAGAAAAUGCAACAACAAUAAAAACAAAACCAAAAAAAUAAUACAGCUGCCAAUGUAACAGUAUGUGUGAAAAUUUCUAUAUAUAAGAGAGUAAUUAGAGUAUGAGUUUGUUGCAUUAACUGCUCCUUGUUAUUAAAAAAAAAAGCAAAACAAAAAUAAAAAAUUAAAAAGAAAAACCCCACAAGAAGAAGCAGAGUAGAAAAAAAGGAAAUAAAUCUCUAUUAUUAUACAAAUACAACAACAACCACUGUAAAAUAAGCAAGAAAACAACAACAACAAAAAUGGGUCUCAACGGCUGCUGUUCAUGUGUGAAAUUUUUGAUGGUUUUAAUCAAUAUUUUAUUUUGGAUCAUUGGUUUAACAAUUGUUAUCGCCUCGGCCUGGAUGCUGACAGAUCCCACAUUUGUGCUGUCAAUGACACAAUCGUACAAUCACUAUUACAUCGCACUGUAUGUGUUUUUGGGCAUUGGUGUUUUAAUCACAAUCGGCGCCUUCUUUGGCUGCUGUGGCGUGUUGAAGGAAUCCCAGUGUCUGCUGGUGUCGUUCUUCUGUGUGAUUUUGGUGGUAAUGGUUGCACAAAUCGCUGCCGGCGCUUGGGCAUUCCACAAUAGAGACAAACUUGAUGACAUUGUUAGAGCUUCAGUGAAAUAUUCCGUGCAAGAGGAGUAUGGCCAAUCAAGCAUGAGUUCACGUACGGUUACAUUCGAUACGCUACAAAAGAAUCUCAAAUGUUGUGGUGCCGAUGGCCCCGGCGAUUGGGCCACCAGUCGUUUCAACAAUGUGGAUCGCACGAAUAUUGUCGAUAUUGCCAUAUCAUCCAUGAAUGUCUUCUACAAUAUACCCGAAUCUUGCUGUAAAGAUGAGCUCAAGGAAAAUGUAUGUGAAAUGUCAAGGAAAUUGAAAUUUGGAGGAGCUCUAAACCCAGCCAUACAUCAACAGGGUUGCGUUGAUAAACUCAUUGAAUUGAUAUACGAAAACUGGGUAUUAAUUUUCGGCGUAACUGCCGGUGUCAUUUUGUUGGAAUUGUUGGCUUUGACCUUCUCUUUAAGUUUAUGCUGUGCCGUCAGAAGUCAACAGUACAAAGCCUGAGAAUUACAGAAUUCCCAAAGGGAAAUAUCUGACGAUGAAAAGUACUAACCAUAUUCUUUAAGGAAACAAAAACAACAUGAAGAACAACAGCAGCAGCAGCAACAACACAAACAUAAAUUAAGAAUAAAACAAAAUUAAGUAACAGAAAAUGAUUAAACAAAAUAGAGAACGAAGAAAAGAAUAUAAGAAACGAAUUGAAAUUAAAUGAAUUGGACAAGAAUUUAAAUUGGUUAGAGGUUAGAAAGAAACAUUUAUAAAUAAUGAUUAAAGAAAUUUAAAUGUUUUAAACCUGUUGCCUAAAAGAAAAGAAACAAAAUUAAAAAUUUAUUUUGUUUUGGAAAGAAUCUCUCUCACUUUUUGUGUGGGACCUGCAAAAAUCAUAAGCAAUUUCUUUGUAAAUAGUAAAAAUAAUUUCAAGCAAGAAACUUCCUUUAAAACAAAAAUUCAUAGAAAAACAUUAAAAUAAUGAAAAGAUAUGAAGAAAAUUCUCAGAAUAAAAAAAAAAAAUUUCAAAUAAUUUGGAAAAUAUUUUUGAAAGAAACUGAGAACUUUUCUUUUAUUUAAACAUCAAUUUAUUACAUCCCUCUUUCAAAACUUAAUUUAUUAGUUAAAUAUUAAAAUAAUUUAAAAGAAAACUCAAACACACACAAGAAAAGUAAAUAAAUUAUUGUAUUACUUUAGUAAUUUAAGGGAAACUCAAAGAAAUAUAUAAAUAAUUUUACUAUAAACUAUAAAGUUUUUUGGAUAAAUUUUCAAUAUUUUAGACCAGAAAAAAACUUACUUUAUAAAUAAAAUAAAAAGAAAAAAAAAAAUAACAAGAAUUUUAUUUAAAUUAUUUAAGCCUUAUGGAAGACUAAUAAAUUAAAAAAAAUAUAACAAGCAAUUUUUUAUAAGAAUGAAAUAAAUAUGUUAAUUUUUAAUAAAAACAAAGAAAAACAAUUAAAAAAAAUUUGAAUAAAAAAAACAUCACACACAGACUAAA